Messenger RNA from Chara braunii, 1536 nucleotides. NCBI's taxonomy places the organism in Eukaryota, Viridiplantae, Streptophyta, Charophyceae, Charales, Characeae. The record is from the annotation of a GenBank genome assembly.
ACCCGUACUGGGAAGAGUACUACCCCUUAUACUUGGGCUCAAGAGGAGCAAAUGGCCGUCAUUUUAAAAGAGAGAAAAGAGAAGAAGGAGCUCCUCAAGCAGGCGAAGUUAAAGGCAAUUGCAGAGGAGCAGGCGGCGAAGAAAAAGAAGUUGGAGGAGGAGAUGAUGAGGUUACAGAAGGAGGAGGAAAAGAAAAGGAGAGUUGCCGAAGAAGAAGAAGCAGAGGAGGAGGAAGCAUUGGAAGAAGGACUCCUCAGAAGACGUACAAGAGAGAGAGGACAGAGGAGUGGCACAAAGGAAGAACAUAUGUGGAUGGAGAAGAAGAUAUUUGAAUGGGUGGCUAAUCUAUCACUGGGAGAAGACGAAGAGGCAAUGUUAUAUGUGCCUCAGGAGGAGAAGGAAGCAGUAGUCAGGGAGCUGGAAGCUAUCGAGGACCCCCUGGACCGCCAGAUGCUAGAGGAUGAAAAAAGAUUGGAGUGGAAGUUGCUUCUGGCAAGGGAGAAGAAGAGGAGGAGGGAGGAGGCCAACCAGAUACAAUCGUGUAAGCAAGAAGUGGGAGCACAGCAGGAUAUUCCGGCCAAACUAGACAAGAUCUUGAGUUAUCUCGAGAUUUUGGGACAGGCCUGGACUAAGCAAUAUCAGGCUAAUAAGGGCCAAGAACAUAUCGCGCCAGAGGAACAAGUCCUCAUGGCCUUCCAUGCACUGAAGGAUGAAGCAGUCAGCUUCGCCAGGUCCCUUGCGCGCACAGCCGAUUGUGAGCACAAUAUGGUUGCGUACUCUAGGCUCACCCCUCUUCCUACCUUCAUCAAACUCCUGCGAGAGAGGUUCACUAACGUCACAAGGGGCGUCAGGCCCUCCGAUAAACUGCAAACAAUCCACUCCAGGCAGUGGAAGAGUGCAAGAGCACUCAAAGCAGUGAUGGAUGACCUUGUAGCCAUCCCAGACCACGGGGUCACUGAGACCCAGUUGGUUAACUUAUUUUAUCGUGUCAUGCCAGAGCCCUUGCGAGGGCAUUUCUUUGAUAAGACCCAACAGGCCAAUAUUACGUAUGAUGCGUUAAGUAGGGAAGUGGUCCUGUUCGAGGCGAAGUCCAUGCUUGUUUCCACUUUCUGGCAUAAGGACUUAGACAAGGGAAAGAAGUGGAAGGGACGUACCAUCUCAGGUCAGGUUAGGGCCAAGGAUCACCUGAUCCUUACUUUGGAUGAGGGUGGUACGGACGAAGUUCUCUACAGUCAAAUUGGGUGUGGGCUAGCGGAGGAGGACAUUGGUGUUUUCGCAGUAGACCUGAGAGGAAAGGAUGAAGCAGGGCAAGAUGACAGUCAAUCCUCCACGAUGUUGGAGCAAUCAAUGCUGGUCAGGGGUCCUUCGGCCGGCCGGAAGGAAGCGUGGGUGAGUAGUUAUGAUGUAUCCUGUAAUUCUGACUUGCCGGUGGAAUAGGAACCGGACUGAUUGAAAGGGUCUUUUUCACCCAAUGUAGGCCUCAGGCCUUGUAACUAAGCAACGUGGGCCAUGUAAAAGUAAAGCAGCCUGAAAAGG